This is a messenger RNA of Prionailurus viverrinus (fishing cat), 2520 nucleotides long. It is a transcript of the gene RERG, whose product is annotated as RAS like estrogen regulated growth inhibitor. Bases 598 to 1197 code for a protein of 199 amino acids. Gene Ontology annotation, molecular function: GTPase activity; GTP binding. The transcript has 5 exons. The record is from RefSeq and is a predicted model, not a curated record. Lineage: Eukaryota; Metazoa; Chordata; Mammalia; Carnivora; Felidae.
GGAACGGAAAACACCACGGAGCGAUGCUUUCACACGCAAAGUUGUAACCUACAGGAGACGUCCUUCUUCGAGAACCUAGAGGCCGGGAAGGACCGCGGGAAAGGGAAGCCAGCCUGGGAUGCAGCACGCAGAAGGCGGAUGUGUCUCCUCUGGACUGGGAGGCGGCGUCGCGGGAGGUACCGGCCCAGGGCCCCAGUAGGGGGCGCCGACGCGCCGCACUGCAGCAUCUUGGCGGCAGAGCGGCGGCCCCGGCCGGUCUGAGCUCGCGUCCUGCCGCAGUCCCUCGGCCGCUAGUCUGGGCGAGCGCGAGCGCAGAGACCCCCACCGGCCCGUCAGCACUUGCAGUCGCCGCCGCCGCCGCGGCUCCCACUGGCGAUCGCAGCCGCGGAAACGCGAGCCUCAGGCUGGGCUGCGCAGCGUGGGAGGGCUUCGCGGGGACCGAUUCCGAACUUGCAGGGGACCGCGGCUCUCCCGGGCCUGGAGAGUGUGAACAGGAUUGCAGAUUUACAAUGAUAUGGUGAAUCCAAAGGCGGGAACCGAAAAGAUUUUCUCAGCUCUUUAGUUGGAACGACAGUGAAUUAUCUACCAACACCCAGCAUGGCUAAAAGUGCAGAGGUCAAACUGGCAAUAUUUGGGAGAGCAGGUGUGGGCAAGUCAGCUCUUGUAGUGAGAUUCCUGACCAAGCGCUUCAUCUGGGAAUAUGAUCCCACUCUUGAAUCAACCUACCGACACCAAGCAAACAUUGAUGAUGAAGUUGUUACCAUGGAGAUACUAGAUACUGCUGGUCAGGAAGACACCAUUCAGAGGGAAGGACACAUGCGUUGGGGAGAAGGCUUUGUGCUGGUUUAUGACAUUACUGACCGAGGAAGUUUUGAGGAAGUGCUGCCACUUAAGAACAUCCUGGAUGAGGUCAAGAAGCCCAAGAAUGUGACACUCAUCUUGGUUGGAAACAAAGCUGACUUGGACCACUCCAGACAGGUUAGUACAGAAGAAGGGGAGAAGCUGGCCACCGAACUGGCAUGUGCUUUUUAUGAGUGUUCUGCCUGCACUGGAGAAGGGAACAUCACCGAGAUAUUCUAUGAGCUGUGUCGAGAGGUGCGUCGCAGGAGGAUGGUCCAGGGCAAGACGAGGCGACGCAGCUCCACCACGCAUGUCAAGCAAGCCAUUAACAAGAUGCUCACCAAAAUCAGUAGUUAAGGCAGCACUGUUCUUGCAAAGCCCCUACGGAGGUGAGUGAGGUUAUUGGAAACACUUUCUUGCCCUCUUCCCCCCACCCCUUUUCCCAAAAAAUAAAAGAAAAUACUGCAUUCCUUGUGCUGACUCUGGGAAAUGCCUGGGCUUCCCAUUGUUCCCGGGCUUCCUGGAUGUUGAGAAGUCAUAGGGUGUUUUAUGCAAUUUUAGUGCUGACAAUGUCUCCCUUUCCUGCUUGAAUAAGAUACACUCUAUUGCAGUUUGAACCUGUAAUCACCAGAGAUUCUGAAAUGGCUGGGCUCAUAUUACACUAUUUUUAGGCAUCUUCACCUUGCUUCAAUAGGUUGGAAGCUUUCAAAGGCAUUUUUAAAUUCCAUUCUUUGUCAAAGACUGCAAAUGAUCAUCUUAAACGUCUAAGGUAAUGGAAGAUCCAGUAAAAACCCAGGAAGAGUAGCUGAGGCAGUGGAGCAGGGAAUAGAGCCCUGGUUCCUUUUUGAAAAGAGGAUUUUCUGAAUGAUCUCCAAUUGUCUAGUUUUUCUUUAACCUUUAUUUUGUCCUUAAACCCAAACGUGUUCUCACAGUUUUCCACCGUAGUAGAGUUCCAUUUCAGUUUGAGCGGGCUCUCUCAAUGGGCCAUUGAUCAUCGUACUCUGAUUCUUCUUGUGUGGCUUCAGUAAGAUUUCAGCAUAAGAGAGGCAGAAUUGAUCUUCAGAGCCUGCUGGGCCAUUUCUCACAAAGCCCAGGGCAAUGUAAAGACUUUAGGAGUCUUUUCACCAAACCCUGACUUUAUUGAAUGCUACUAAAGGAUUUAGAUUAGAGAUGCCCCAUUCAUUUGUCUCUGCUUGUCAUCUUAGCAGAAAGACAACAGUCCAAAAAACAGGAAAAGUAAGAAUAAAGCUGAACCAACCUUCCAUUGGGGGAGCCAACGCUCUAAUGCCAGUAAGAAAAAUUAGCCUCUGAUUCAUUAAAUUGGGUACAUGACUUCUUCUAAUUUUUAGGAUAAGUUGAUUCACUUAGAAUUCAGAAAAGAAUGAGUGAUUGAAAUUCACUAUAUCUGAAUAAAUGUGUAUAAAACAGAUUCUUAUAUUGUGAAGUAAGGUCUAUAACUGAUAAAACUUUAUGACUCUUUUUUCCCUAUUAUGCCCCCAUAUAUCAAAAUUUGGGCACUUUAUUUUAGAAGAAAAUAUAUAUCUUUUACAUAUGUGUGUAUUUAUAAAUGCAUAAGUAUAUGUAUAAAAAUUUGUAAGAGUUGAAGGCUUUAAUUCACCAAUGCAUUUGGACAAUUUGGUGUAACUAUUUUAUGUGAUAUAAUAAAAAGCAUAAUUUUCA